Mesorhabditis belari is the source of this 1005-nucleotide messenger RNA. NCBI's taxonomy places the organism in Eukaryota, Metazoa, Nematoda, Chromadorea, Rhabditida, Rhabditidae. The record is from the annotation of a GenBank genome assembly.
AUGCAUCGCGACCGUCCCGUGGUCCUCCCUGUUUCCACCGAACGCCUUCAAGCCCCACGCUAUCGCCGUAUUUCUGCUAUAUGUGCUCAAGCAAUUACUUCAACAGUUGCAAUUCCGACAGGCAGAACACCGCGAGCGAUGUCGGGGAAGGAGCGAUCGGAGCCUCAAUGGGUAACCCCAUCGUCCAAUCAGGUAGCACGGCAAGAUGUUCCACCGGAUUAUGAAACGAUUGGAACAAUCUUCGGAUAUGCUCUAGUUGUUCUCUCAUGGAUUCUCAUCAUUAUCACUUUUCCCUUCUCAAUGUGUGUUUGUCUCAAGGUCAUCAAAGAGUAUGAGAGAGUCGUCAUCUUCCGUAUUGGUCGUCUCGUUUUUGGAGGAGCUCGUGGACCGGGAAUGAUCUUUAUCAUUCCUUGCAUAGACACUUAUAGAAAGAUCGAUCUUCGUGUUGUUUCCUAUGCUGUCCCUCCACAAGAGAUCCUCUCAAAAGAUUCAGUGACAGUGUCCGUGGACGCUGUCGUUUAUUUCCGUACAUCUGAUCCGAUCGCUUCGGUGAACAAUGUGGAUGAUGCUAUCUAUUCCACAAAACUCCUUGCUCAAACAACUCUGAGAAACGCUUUGGGUAUGAAAACCCUCACAGAAAUGCUGACAGAACGUGAGGCGAUCGCGCAACUUUGCGAGACGAUUCUCGAUGAGGGAACCGAGCAUUGGGGAGUUAAGGUAGAAAGAGUGGAGGUGAAAGACAUCCGUCUCCCCCAACAACUCACUCGAGCUAUGGCUGCUGAAGCCGAGGCCGCUCGAGAGGCUCGUGCCAAAGUUGUCGCCGCUGAAGGAGAGCAGAAGGCCUCUCGUGCUCUUAAAGAGGCCGCUGAUGUGAUCCAAGCAAAUCCGGUUGCUCUUCAACUCCGUCAUCUUCAAGCGUUGAGCUCUAUUGCUGCCGAACACAACUCGACAAUCGUUUUCCCGGUGCCCGUCGAGAUGUUUGGAGCUUUUAUGAAAAAAGAAAAC